AUGCCGCGUGGAAGCCGAAGCCACAGCCGCACCUCCCACAUGGCCACUCCGGCCAGCCGGGCCCCUCAGAUGAGAGCUGUGCCCAGGUCAGCACCAGCCACUCAGCCAGCAGUGGCACUUCCCUCUGCAGUUGGUUCUCCUGCUGCUGCGCCCCGGCAGCCAGGUCUGCUGGCCCAGAUGGCAAAGACUGCAGCUGGCGUGGCUGUGGGCUCUGCUGUGGGGCACACACUGGGCCACGCCAUUGCUGGGGGCUUCAGUGGAGGAAGUGAUCCUGAGUUCCAGAGGCCUGACAUUACUUACCAGGAUCCUCAGGGAACCCAGCUGGCACAGCAGCAGCAGCCUUGCUUCUAUGAGAUCAAACAGUUUUUGGAGUGUGCCCAGAACCAGGGUGACAUCAAGUUCUGUGAGGGUUUCAGUGAGGUGCUGAAACAGUGCCAACUUGCAAACUGAUUGGCCUAACCAAGAAGUUCAACCUGGAGAAAUGGAAAACCAGCUGUC
Molecule: messenger RNA, 498 nt
Organism: Cebus imitator (Panamanian white-faced capuchin)
Lineage: Eukaryota; Metazoa; Chordata; Mammalia; Primates; Cebidae
Product: coiled-coil-helix-coiled-coil-helix domain-containing protein 2-like
Exons: 1
Coding region: 1-450 (149 amino acids)
Biological process (GO): positive regulation of transcription by RNA polymerase II; mitochondrion organization
Cellular component (GO): mitochondrion; nucleus
Molecular function (GO): sequence-specific DNA binding
Source: RefSeq, a predicted model, not a curated record